Messenger RNA from Sinocyclocheilus anshuiensis, 5453 nucleotides. RefSeq names its product FYVE, RhoGEF and PH domain containing 6 (gene fgd6). The coding region runs from base 187 to 3990 and encodes 1267 amino acids. The transcript is spliced from 21 exons. Gene Ontology annotation, cellular component: cytoplasm. Lineage: Eukaryota; Metazoa; Chordata; Actinopteri; Cypriniformes; Cyprinidae. The record is from RefSeq and is a predicted model, not a curated record. Gene Ontology annotation, molecular function: guanyl-nucleotide exchange factor activity; metal ion binding.
CAUGGCAAGCAUGGAACACGUUCCAACUUAUUAGAAAUACAAAGCCUUUGGAAGAUCUUUUGAAGAUAUCGAGUUGUCUCUCCUUUUAGGAAGUGCAAUGGCUCCCGCCAGAAGAAAAGAGCUGGAUCUGAGGGAACUGUGCUGAAUGCAGCUCAUUCAUGGAGUAAAGUGAGUCGUUUGGGGAUCAUGAGUACAGGAAUGAAGAAACCACCAGUUGCCCCCAAACCCAAGCUGGUUCAGUCGCAGAAACCAUCACCUCCCCCCAUCGCCCCAAAACCAGAGAUCCUGCUGCCUUCACCCUCACCCACUGCGCACAAGAGAGGAAAACCUGCUGUCGCCCCCAAACCAUGUUUGCCCAAAGCCCCUCAGAAACCUCUCCAGCCAAGACAAGAUCCCUGCAAAACCCAACUUCCCCCUGUCUCCAAAAAUGGGGGUCCUGCUCUACUAUCCUCACACCUGUCACAUUACAUUAUACCACCCAGUACUCAAGGUCAUCAACUAGGUAACAGAAAAUCAGAGGAUUCUAAGGAAGUAUGUGGAACAGCAGAGGUAAGUGUUUUCAAAGAGGGGGACAGCCCAAAAGAACAGUUGUUUUACAAUGACACAUUGGAACAUGCUUCCCGAUCUGAACGGGAACAAAUGCAUGCUCCCACGGACUCAUCCCACACUUCCACAGAGGCACAGGAAGAACAAAACUCUGCCAUACUAGAAAAAGACCAGGCAGGUACACAAAAACAAACUUCUGUGCAGAUCCCAAGACACAGUCCUACGGAAAGUCUGCAGGAAUGGUCUGCAGAGCAGAAACACACCGGGAACUCCAUUUUUAGCUCUUGCACCAGUGACGAUGGUGUUCCUGCACCACCCAGCAAGCCACUUCCCGUACCCCAUCCACGACGCCCUCGGAGGGCACUUCUUAGGCAGAACGUUGUGGAAACUGCACCUUUGGACACUCAAGCAGAUACACCUACAGAGACUCCUGAACACGUUCAGACAGACACAUUACUAGAAAAUCCCAAAAACACUUCAAAAAGCUGUCACACCUACACGGACACACCUCUAAAUUUAUGUUCCCCUAAAGAUAACACGGAAAACACAGACACUGACUCCUCAACCAACACUGAUUCUUUGCACAAUGUAGACUCUUUUCACAGUGCACAUACUGAAGACGUGCCUCCUGAUCUAGACUCCACCCAUUAUUCAGUUCCGAAAAAUGGUGUAACUUUAGCUUCCAUGAACACAGCUGCGGAGGAGGGGUCGCAACCUCCAGCUCCGCCACCUCGACAGAAAUCCCUCCCACAAAUGGUUGAUUCGUCAUGCAAGGCCUCAACAUUAGUGGACAACUUGCUUUUGCAUUGCCACUCAGAUCUUCAGGAGGUUGAGUGUAAAGAUGAGGAGGUGCAAAGCGAUGAUGAAGAUGACGGAGCAUAUGGAGAUUUUGCUCGAUACCCAAUAACUCGGAGUCUUCCUAAACAGAUUAAGCUCAGCUGUGGCUCACAAGUGGCAGCUAUAACCAAGCCGUCUCUGGACGGGGAGGAAAAGUCACCGAAAGUCAUGCCUAAAAAGCCCCAACGAAACAGUCUUCCCGCAUCCGUCGUGUUGCGGAAGCAAAACACACCUCCGCUAACGCACACUCCUCCUCCUCUUCCUAACUCCAGUCCUCCCAUAUUCAGAGAACUUCCAGCACCUCCUCAGGAGAAACCUUCAUGGCGAGUCGCUCUUCCUAACAUCUCUCUCUUCAGUAGGAACCAGCCGACUCGCAGUAACAGCCAACCACAGGCUGGAGGUGUGGGACCUCUUUUCGUCAAACAGAGGGCGAAGUCGUUUUCCUCUGCAGAUCUUCAGAGAGUGGACACCGGAUCCGUAUCUUCCGAGCAGUUGGUGCGCUCCGAUCAAACACGCCGUAGCUUGCGGAAACUUCUAGAGCUGCGUGUGUGUGCACGGUUGCUUCCGAAGUUGCUUCGGAGUGGACAGUCCCUAGAUUGCACUCGUACUGAUGCUGAAUACGAGGAGCAUAAAGCCACGCCCACUAAUCAGGUCGCACCUUGCGAUGAUGAUGAAGAAGCUCAAGCUGACAGUGAGGCUGACUGCGGAGUGGAAUACGAGAACGUCCCAUUAUACGAGGAGAUUCCGGAGUACAUGAACCUGCCCUGGGUUUAUUCAAACCAGGAUGUGGACACAGGCGUGUAUGAAGUUCAGGAACCAUGUGAGGUGAACAGAUGUUCUGUGAGUGGUGAUCUGUCAGAGGAUGGAUUGAGCUCUGAAGAAGAUGGCAACAGUUCUGACUCCAGCAAAGAAGAUAUGAGCCAUUCAAAAGACAAAGAGGAGGUAGGGAGGGCAAAGAGGAACAAGGUGGUCCACAUCGCAAUGGAGAUCAUGAGCUCAGAGAAAGUGUUUGUGGACGUUCUGAAGUUACUUCACAUCGAUUUCCGAGAUGCAGUUGCCAAAGCGACUCGUGCGAGCGGGAAGCCGUCGGUCGAGGAGAAAGUGUUGAAUCAGAUCUUAUACUAUCUGCCCCAACUCUACGAACUCAAUAAAGACCUGCUGAAAGAGCUGGAGGAGAGAGUGGCCCACUGGUCUGAUCAUCAGAGAUUGGCUGAUAUCUUUGUUCAGAAAGGUCCGUAUCUGAAGAUGUACUCUACCUACAUACGAGAGUUUGACCAUAAUGUGGCUCUGCUGGAUGAACAAUGUCGCAAAAAUCCUCCUUUUGCUAACGUUGUGCGUCAGUUUGAGAUGAGUCCUCGCUGUGCUAGUCUUGCUUUGAAGCAUUACCUGCUGAAACCGGUGCAGCGGAUACCUCAGUACCAGCUCCUGCUCACAGAUUAUUUGAAGAACCUUCCUGAGGAUUCAUCUGACUAUAAAGACACACAAACUGCUCUCAGUGUGGUGAAAGAAGUGGCAAACCACGCGAACGACAUCAUGAAGCAAGGGGAUAACUUUCAGAAGCUGAUGCAGGUUCAAUACAGUCUGAACGGUCACCAUGAAAUCGUCCAGCCUGGCAGGGUUUUCUUAAAGGAGGGCACUCUGAUGAAACUCUCCAGGAAAGUUAUGCAGCCCAGAAUGUUCUUCCUGUUUAAUGAUAUUCUGCUAUACACAACACCCGUUCAGUCUGGCCAGUAUAAAGUCAACAGCAUGCUCUCUCUGGCUGGCAUGAAGGUGAGCAAACCAAGUCAGGAGGCCUAUCAGAAUGAGUUAAACAUUGAGAGUGUGGAACGCUCCUUCAUACUGUCUGCCAAUUCAGCCACAGAAAGAGACGAAUGGCUGGAAGCCAUCGCUAAAGCAAUAGAUGACUACACCAGAAAGAAGAUUUCUUUCUUUUCCAGUCGAAGCCAAGAGUUGGAGGGAAUCUCUGAUGAUGGUCUACCGCUGGGCUCUAAAGCUCCUAUCUGGAUUCCAGAUUUGAGAACGACCAUGUGUAUGAUCUGCACGUGUGAGUUCACGCUCACCUGGAGACGCCACCACUGCCGUGCCUGCGGGAAGGUGGUGUGUCAGGCAUGUUCGUCCAAUAAAUACUACCUGGAAUACCUAAAGAAUCAGCUGGCACGAGUGUGUGACCACUGCUAUAUCAAACUACAGCACAAGGGUGACCAAUCCAAUGUGACCGUUUCCCCAAGUGGGCGGAGUUCAACAUUUGCUUUUUCUAGAAAACAGAAGAAGAUUCCUUCUGCCCUCAAAGAGGUGUCUGCCAACACUGAAAAUUCCUCCAUGAGUGGAUAUCUGCAAAGAUCCAAAGGCCACAAGAAACCAUGGAAGAGGCUGUGGUUCGUCAUUAAGAACAAAGUCCUCUACACUUACGCCGCUAGUGAAGAUGUUGCGGCAUUGGAGAGUCAGCCGCUGCUGGGCUUUUUCCUCCGAGAGGAGAAGACGGGACCGGCUCAGAAAAUGCAGUUUAAACUGUAUCAUAAAAACACACUCCACUACAUCUUCAGAGCAGAGGACAUCCCCACUGCUCAGAGAUGGAUUGAAGCGUUUCAAGAGGCCAUGAUCCUUUGACUGGUCUGGAUUGGAUUAAAUAGAAUGAAUGAAUGUCGCUCCUUUGGGUUUCUGAACUGUUUACACAGGCAGUGAGUUUAAAGAUGCAUAAAUCAAAACCCAGUUUGAAGCAAAGGAUGCUGGUAGAUGUAGUUUAUGCAUUAAUCUAUUUUAAGCAGCCUAAUGAAGGUAAAUUGAUUCAGUCUGCCUCCAUUGUGAGGCAUUAAUCCAUCGUUUUGUUCUUAAUGUCAUUUUUAGGAAACACUGCCUCUCUGUGCCAGCUCCUUUUGGUGCUUAACAUUACCAUGAAUCCUGCCCACAAAGCAUUCAGGGUCAAAAACGUCAGGCAAUGACUGGUCAUGAGCUCUAGAUAUAGACGUUUUCAUUGACUCCUGACCAAUAGGUUUGCUUGUGAAUCUUAUUUAAAUAUGAAUUAAUCCUGCCCACUUUUCUGAAACACUCCAUUAUGAUGUAAUAGGGGCGGUUUGAAUCUAAUUGCAGUUUCACUUGUUGCCUGAAGAGGGUUUAAAAAGAUUUGGUCAAGUCUGAAUGUGCAUGAGCAAGUAUGACAAAGGAAUGUCUGAUGCCAGGUCGCACCUUUGGCACGGUCAUGUGGCGCAGUCCGUGCAGUCUGGCAUGGUGCAUUAUGGGAGAUUUUGGAUUCAACUGUGAAAGCUGGGAAAAGAGGGCUUAAAAAUGACUGGGCCUUAAUCGUGAAGCACAGAGCGACUUUAUGUAAAAAUUGUACAUAAAACCAUAGUUUUGGAGAUUGAUGGUGAAAGUUUGUUAUGAAUGAUUGAUGCAUUGAACGAGACCAUUUACGCAAAAAUUUUUUGGUUUUUUUUCGAAAAUUUUACAGUGAUUGCAACAGUUUACCCAAACCCAUGGUUUUACGAACAGUUCAUGCGUUACCUGCAAUGAUUUACGUAAAAACGAUUUUACAAAUGAUUGUAAAAAUGAUUACGUUUUUUUUUUUACGAAAAUUUUACACAGUGAUUGCAACAGUUUACCCAAACCCAUGGUUUUACGAACAGUUCAUGCGUUACCUGCAAUGAUUUAUGUAAAAACGAUUUUACAAAUGAUUGUAAAAAUUGUUACUUUUUUUUUUUACGAACAUUUUACACAGUGAUUGCAACAGUUUACCCAAACCCAUGGUUUUACGAACAGUUCAUGCGUUACCUGCAAUGAUUUACGUAAAAACGAUUUUACAAAUGAUUGUAAAAAUUAUUACGUUUUUUUUUUUACGAAAAUUUUACAGUGAUUGCAACAGUUUACCCAAACCCAUGGUUUUACGAACAGUUCAUGCAUUACCUGCAAUGAUUUACGUAAAAAUUAUUUUACAAAUGAUUGUAAAAAUGAUUACGUUUUUUUUUUUUACGAAAAUUUUACAGUGAUUGCAACAGUUUACCCAAACCCAUGGUUUUACGAACAGUUCAUGCAUUACCUGCAAUGAUUUACGUAAAAAUUAUUUUACAAAUGAUUGU